Messenger RNA from Anoplopoma fimbria (sablefish), 1905 nucleotides. RefSeq names its product occludin a (gene oclna). The record is from RefSeq and is a predicted model, not a curated record. NCBI's taxonomy places the organism in Eukaryota, Metazoa, Chordata, Actinopteri, Perciformes, Anoplopomatidae. Gene Ontology annotation, biological process: bicellular tight junction assembly. Gene Ontology annotation, cellular component: apical plasma membrane; bicellular tight junction; cytoplasmic vesicle.
UGCUUGUUUUUAUCAGCAGCUGCAGUUUCACCUGAAACAUUUGAAGAGGAGCAGAGAGACAGGAGACAGUGAGACAGAUUCUCUUCACAGAGCAGCACCCAGAGGACCCAGCAGUCAUGUCCUCCAGGCCCAAUGGGAGUCCUCCUCCCUACGAGUCAGAUACCGGAUAUAACGUCCCCCCCCAGCCGGCCUACUCCUACUACCCCGACGACGAGUUCCAGCACUUCUACCGCUGGACGUCUCCUCCGGGGGUCCUCAAGAUCAUGUCCAUCAUCUCCAUCGUGAUGUGCGUCGCCAUCUUUGCCUGCGUCGCCUCCACGCUGGCCUGGGACUCUCAGGGAGCGAUGGGCGGAUUCGGGGUGUCGGUGGGCAGCUAUGGGGGAAGUUACGGAGGAGGUGGCUACGGAGGAGGUGGCUACGGAGGAGGUGGCUACGGCGGCGGCAGCUACGGAGGAGGCGGCGGUUACGGUUACGGCCAGCUCGGAGGGAACUACAAUGACCCCCGAAAGGGCAAAGGGUUCAUCAUCGCCAUGGCAGCCAUCACGUUCAUCGCCUGCCUGACCAUCUUCAUCAUCGUCGUGUCCCAUCAGAGCCUGUCGGAGAGCCGGAGGUUCUACCUAGCCGUCGUGAUCAUCUGCGCCAUUCUAGCAUUGCUAAUGCUUAUAGCCGCCAUAGUGUACUUGGUGGCGGUGAAUCCGUCAGCGCAGUCCGGAUCGGCCUACGGAAGCCAGAUCGCCGGUCUGUGCGCUCAAUACCAACAACCGCAGGUCACAGGGGUCUUCGUCAACCAGUACCUUUACCACUACUGCGUCGUGGAGCCACAAGAGGCCAUCGCGGUGGUCUUCGGCUUCCUGGUCGCCGUCGCUCUCAUCAUCAUGCUCGUCUUCGCUCUGAAGACGCGCCAGAAAAUCAGAAGCUUCGGCAAGAGCAACAUCUUGUGGAAGAAGGUGAAGGUCAUCAACGAGAUGGAGCCGCCGCAAGACGUGGAGGCAUGGGUGAACAAUGUGUCCGUUGGACCUGAAGUGCUCCCGAUGUCGGACUACCCCGACAAGCGGAGGGGCUCCAGGAAUCAACUGGACGACGAAAGCACCAACUACGACAAACCCCCGUACAUCUACACGCCACAGCCUCCAGAGGAAGAAGUCAUUCCUUUGCAGAACGGCGCCCCCUACAGCACAAACUCAGAUGUGCCCAGCUCGGCCGGGAGGCCAAAGAAGAGACGAGCAAAUCGGCCGCGACGCGCCGACGGACAAGACUACGAAACGGACUACAACUCCUCCGGAGACGAGCUGGACGACAACGACUUUGACGGUGAAUUUCCUCGGAUAGCAGAUGAGGCGGAGCGCAACGACUACAAGCGUCAGUUUGACCACGACCACGCGGAGUACAAAGACCUGCAGGCGGAGCUGGACGCCCUCAACAAGAGUCUGUCGGAGGUGGACCGAGAGCUGGACGACCUGCAGGAGGGCAGCCCACAGUACCUGGAUGCUCUGGAUGAGUACAACAGGAUAAAGAAAAUCAAGAAGUCUCCAGACUACCAGGUGAAGAAGCGCAGGUGUAAAUAUCUGAAGUCCAAACUGAACCACAUCAAGAAGAUGGUCAUCGAUUACGACCGCAAUGCCUGAGCGACUCCGAGGGUCCAAAUCGGGACACAACGAACUAAAUUUACGUUUUCAGACGACGGCAGACUUUAGAGGGCGGAGCUACGCUGAUCAAACACACUUCAGUCUGAGCUGGAACUUUUGUUUCCUGGUUUCUCUCUCGUAUUAUGGCGCUGUUUGUAUUAUGAGUAUCACCCGCCAUAGAUACUGUAAUAUGUAUUUAUUUCUCGAAAUAGUCUCUUAGUGGAGUGAAUACAAAUUAAGACAUAAUCCCCGUUUGUUUUUAAAAGCUCUUGUUAAAAUG